Messenger RNA from Brassica rapa (field mustard), 1241 nucleotides. Its product is annotated as 2-oxoglutarate-Fe(II) type oxidoreductase hxnY. NCBI's taxonomy places the organism in Eukaryota, Viridiplantae, Streptophyta, Magnoliopsida, Brassicales, Brassicaceae. The record is from RefSeq and is a predicted model, not a curated record.
UUUUUGUUCUAAUGAGAUAUGAAUAAGUCCAAAAUUAUAAACGACAACUUUUUAUAAUAAUAAGUAGAUAUAAAGUAGGAUUCUAUUUUAACAAAUGGGCCUUUAAUUAAAGCCCACUUCUACAAUCAAAACGACGGUCAGGGCGAAAAUAGAUUAUGAAAUGGAGACGUCACUUGUACUUCCUUUCAUCGAUAUCUCUUCGCCGGAAAAGAUAUCCACCGCACAGUUGAUUCGUAAGGCAUGUCUCGAACAUGGAUUCUUCUAUGUCAAGAACCAUGGCAUCUCUGAAGAAUUGAUGGAAGAGGUUUUUAGGGAGAGCAAAAGCUUCUUUAAUCUCCCACUAGAUGAGAAGAUGUCUUUACUCCGCCACGAUCUUCUCGGUUAUACUCCACUCUAUGCUGAGAAACUUGACCCGUCCUUGUCCUCCUCCACAGGUGAUUCGAAGGAAAGCUUUUACUUUGGCUCUUUGGAAGGAGCUCUGGCUCAGCGUUAUCCAAAUCAAUGGCCUCCUCAAGAUCUCUUGCCAUCAUGGAGGCAAACCAUGGAAUGUUACUACAAGAAUGUUCUAUCCGUCGGUCGAAAGUUGCUCGGCUUGAUUGCCUUGGCGUUGGAUUUAGAUGAGGGUUUCUUCGAACAAAUUGGAGCCUUGAAUGAUCCUACAGCAGUUGUUCGCCUCUUACGCUAUCCAGGUGAAGUGAUUUCGUCGGAUGUAGAAUCAUAUGGUGCUUCCGCCCACUCGGAUUACGGGAUGGUCACUCUUCUUUUAACUUAUGGAGUCCCAGGACUUCAGGUUUGUAGAGACAAGUCAAGACAAACACGUGUUUGGGAAGAUGUGCCUGGAAUUAGAGGGGCGUUUAUUGUCAACAUUGGUGAUAUGAUGGAGAGAUGGAGCAAUGGAUUGUUCCGGUCUACAUUGCACAGAGUGAUGCCUGUUGGAAAAGAACGUUACUCGUUCUUUUUUUUUUGCCCAGGUGGUUUUCUUCUUAGAUCCCAAUCCAGAUUGUAACGUGGUAUGUUUGGAGAGUUGUUGCAGCGAAACUUGUCCACCAAGGUUCCCGCCUAUCCUCGCCGGCGACUAUAUUAAGGAGCGUUUCAGGCUAACCUACGACUCUUAGUUCUAGUCUGUAUGCUUCUUUUUAUUUUGUUACGAAAUGUAAUAUAUAUUAGCCCACUAUCCCUUUCUCAAAAAAAAAAAAAAAAUGUAAUAUGGUAUUCAACAUAUAAUGCAUGAAUUUAUGGUA